GAGCGCACGUGCGGGCGCCGGGCGGGGGAGCGGGAGGCGGGAGCGGGGCCACGGGAGGAGGGGAGGCGCCGGGGGCGCGCGCGCGCGCUGGGCGCUGCUGGGCUGCUGGGCUGCGGCGGCGGCGGCGGUGGUUACUAUGGCGGAGUCGGCCCGAGCCUCCUCCUUCUUCCCCCUUGUCGUCCUCCUGCUCGCUGGCAGCGGCGGGUCCGGGCCCCGAGGGAUCCAGGCUCUGUUGUGUGCGUGCACCAGCUGCCUACAGACCAACUACACAUGUGAAACAGAUGGGGCCUGCAUGGUGUCCAUUUUCAACCUGGAUGGGAUGGAGCACCAUGUGCGCACCUGCAUCCCCAAAGUGGAGCUGGUCCCCGCAGGGAAGCCCUUCUACUGCCUGAGCUCCGAGGACCUGCGUAACACGCACUGCUGCUACACUGACUUCUGCAACAGGAUUGACCUGAGGGUGCCCAGUGGACACCCCAAGGAGUCUGAGCAAGCUUCCAUGUGGGGCCCUGUGGAGCUCGUAGGCAUUAUUGCCGGCCCAGUGUUCCUCCUGUUUCUCAUCAUCAUCAUUGUUUUCCUUGUCAUCAACCAUCAUCAGCGUGUCUAUCAUAACCGCCAGAGACUGGACAUGGAAGAUCCCUCUUGUGAAAUGUGUCUCUCCAAAGAUAAGACACUCCAGGAUCUUGUCUACGAUCUCUCUACUUCAGGGUCUGGCUCAGGUCUACCCCUUUUUGUCCAGCGCACAGUGGCCCGAACCAUCGUUUUACAGGAGAUUAUUGGCAAAGGCCGGUUUGGGGAAGUGUGGCGUGGCCGCUGGAGGGGUGGUGAUGUGGCUGUGAAAAUUUUUUCUUCUCGUGAAGAACGGUCUUGGUUCCGGGAAGCAGAGAUAUACCAGACAGUCAUGUUGCGCCAUGAAAACAUCCUUGGAUUCAUUGCUGCUGACAAUAAAGAUAAUGGCACUUGGACACAGCUGUGGCUUGUCUCCGACUACCAUGAGCACGGCUCCCUGUUUGACUAUCUGAACCGGUACACAGUCACAAUCGAGGGGAUGAUCAAGCUGGCCUUGUCUGCUGCCAGUGGGCUGGCACACCUGCACAUGGAAAUAGUAGGCACUCAAGGGAAACCUGGAAUUGCUCACCGAGACUUAAAGUCAAAGAACAUCCUAGUGAAGAAAAAUGGCAUGUGUGCUAUCGCAGACCUGGGCCUGGCUGUUCGUCAUGAUGCUGUCACCGACACCAUUGACAUAGCUCCGAACCAGAGGGUGGGAACCAAGCGAUACAUGGCCCCUGAAGUGCUUGAUGAAACCAUUAACAUGAAGCACUUUGACUCCUUCAAAUGUGCUGAUAUCUAUGCCCUCGGGCUUGUAUAUUGGGAGAUUGCUCGAAGAUGCAAUUCUGGAGGAGUUCAUGAGGAAUAUCAGCUGCCGUAUUAUGACUUAGUGCCCUCUGAUCCUUCCAUUGAGGAAAUGCGAAAGGUCGUAUGUGACCAGAAGCUACGUCCCAACAUCCCCAACUGGUGGCAGAGUUAUGAGGCUUUACGAGUGAUGGGGAAGAUGAUGCGAGAGUGCUGGUAUGCCAAUGGUGCAGCCCGCCUGACUGCUCUGCGCAUUAAGAAAACCCUCUCCCAGCUCAGCGUGCAAGAAGACGUGAAGAUCUAAUGUGCUCCCUUUCCCCUACCUGCAAUCCUGGGCAGCGAGAACUACACAGAGCUGCCGUGUUGAGCGUACGAUGGAGGCCUACCUCUCAUUUCUGCCCAGCCCUCUGGCCAGGAGCCCUGGCCUGCAAGAGGGACAGAGCCCGGGAGACUCGCUCACUCCCUUGUUGGGUUUGAGACACAAGACACCUUUUCUAUUUACCUCCUGAUGGCAUGGAGACUCUAAGAAUGGAUGGUGUAGAGAACUCAAUGCCACAGCUCAAACUGGUUGUGGGGCAUCCCACAAAACCAGGUGCACCUGGCACGUAGCCAGGAGUGGUGACAGGGCGACUUGGGAGGGGCCAGGAGAAGCCAAGGGCUGCCUUUGCUAGCAGCCCAGGGUGGUCUCCUCCAGGGACCAACCCCAGCACACUGUGGUGGCCCCAAGGAACCGCAAGUACAGCCCCUCUGCAGGCAGCUGUGCUCCCCUCCUCCCUCGCACGGACAUCUGGAGGGACUGCCCGUGGAGACAGACUCUGCCGCCUGUCUGUCCAGCCGUGUGUGCAUGUGCUAAGGUGCGUCCCCUGUUGUGCCUGGUCCGUGCCACGCCCUUACACGUGUGUGUGUGUGUGUGUGUGUGUGUGUGUGUGUGUGUGUGUGUGUCUGUCUGUCUGUCUGUCUGUAGGUACGCACUUACCUGCUUGAGCUUUCUGUGCAUGUGCAGGUUGGGGGUGUGGUUGUCAUACCGUCUCUGCGUGCUGGUGCCUCUGUUCAGUAGUGAGCAGCAUCUAGUUUUUCUGGUGCCCUUCCUGGAGGGCUUCCCGUCCCACCUGCACCACUUCCCCCCAUCCCUGCCUCAUGCCAUGGUGGCAUUCCCUUCCCAGCAGGCUGCUCAGCCCACCCUGUGUCAACACAGCUCUCCUCCGUUUCAGACUGUAACCAAAGCUGGCACACGUGUCCAUGGCAAGCAGGCAAGGCUUUGGGGUACAAGUGGAAGGGGGGAGGGAUGAGGGGCUGGGUAGGGAAAGAAUCUUGGCAGGAGUCUUGGGUGUUGUGGUCAGUGGCAGCCAUGGGAAAUGAGCCAACCCAAGGGCAUCGUCCUCAACAGCAAGGAAGGGCCAAGGAAUCCAAAGCCCAGACCUUGGCACUCCUCUUGGAAUGUCACAUCUGUCUUUCACAUCCCAGAUCAUGGAAGCAGCGGUGUAUAUUUUUGAUGGUGGUGGUGGUAGUGGACUUAGGGUGGGGAAGGGAGGGGUGGGUGAGGAGUAGGGAAGGGGGUGGGUCUGGGAGGGAGGCAUCUGCAUGGGUCUUUUAUAGGAUCUGAUCACGGUGAAGGGAAGAAGUGAGACUGGCAUCCACUUCAGGGGCCUCCUCAAGGGAGCUGCCUGAGCCACACCUGCUACCUGACCUGAGGAUAGUAUUUAAUGCCGCCUAGCAGAAAGGGGGGGGGGGGUGUCAUCUGAAUGGCACAUCUUACGUAUAUAAUCAUUUUGAAGCCAUAACUUUUAACUGGAGUGGUUUGAUUUAUUUUCUUUUACUGGAAGGGCCUUGAUUUUAACUUCUUUUUUUUUUUAAUAUCAUUAAGUUUUUAUAAAAGGAACACCAUCUCUAUGUGAUGAUUACCUCUCACCCUACAUGCUUUUAAAGAAAUCACUACUACAGAAACAACCACAAAAAGAAAUUCUCUGAAUGCACACAGCUCGAUCACACUGGAAAUGUCUGUCCUUGCACCUGAGCCUGUUACUACUUGGGAGACUUCCUCUUUGCCCUGGAGGUUAGUCUCUCUCUUGUCUUGUCCCCACCCCCACCUCCAGCCCCAGGAGUGGUUUCUGCUCUGGGGUGGGAGCUUCUUUGUGAAUUGUCAGACUAGUUGACCCUUCUCCAGGUAUUUAUUCAGUAAAUACUUAUUUAAUGCCUGUUGGAUAUCAGGCACUGUGCUAAGCACUGGGAACACAUGUGUGAGCAAGACAGGCUUGGCUCCUACUCUUGGAACACUGAAGAAAGCUGCUUCAAGGAUGUGGGUGCCUGUUUUGUAAGCAGAAAAUUUCAUUGUAACUUCUGAGAGCCUUGUGCCCCUUGGAAUAACUGCUCUCAUCCAAGACCACUGAAGAGCAAGGAUGCCCCCACCUAGCCAAGUGACUUUUGGUGAGCAGUUAGGCCCUGAUCACUGCAUUCAUCUUGAGCCUCCUUUCCUGCCUCCCCACCCACCCAAAGGAGGCACAGUUUGUAUACCGCCUUAGAAGCAUCCCUGUGUCCAGCCCAGCGAUUCUCUGCCAAAGCUUGUGGGAGAGGGAAGAGCCCUCUCCUGUCUACAUUGGUCUUCCCAAUGCCCCUGGCUUUCCUAUUUAUUUCCCUGAUGUGUUGCUUUCCUUGCAUUAAAGGAGAUCUUCCCCUAACCCUUUGGGCCAAUUUACUGGCCACUAAUCUCCCAGGAAUACCAAUUGUGUCACUAGGGGGACCUCCAGCCCUACCCUGCUGAUCACCUCACCUAUCUGCCCUGCAGCAGAGCCUGGUGGGUAAAAGGCCAGAGUGGAACUUAAAUUCCUACCCCUGUUACAACCAGCCUCUGGGAUCUGCCAACACUCCUCAACCUUGGGGGGCUCCCAAGCCACUAGCCCAUUCCCCAGGUGGUCUUCUGUCCUCCCUACAUUGUAAUCCAGCUCGUCCACCUCUGGGGAAGACAAGCAGUUUGGGGGGAGUUCCCACCCCCAGCUCUGCCACUCUGUAAUACCUGGAGUGAGGAGCUAGGAAGCUGGGGAGUAACUGAAGUGUAAAGCUUGGUUUUAAGCCCCCGAGGCUAACCCUAAUCCUUAGGGCUACCUGCACCUCUGGAUUCACAGACCAAGUCCAAGCCCGUUCUUAUGUUGCCAUCAAGGCCCCCGAACGGCAUUCUCGGUACUUCUGUUUGUUUUUUGUACAUUUUACUAGAAAGGACUGUAAAAUAGCCACUUAGACACUUUACCUCUUCAGUAUGCAAAUGUAAAUAAGUGUAAUAUAGGAAAUCUUUUGUUUUAAUAUAAGAACGAGCCUGUCCAAUUUCUGCUGUACAUUAUUAAAGUUUUAUUCACAGA
Molecule: messenger RNA, 4700 nt
Organism: Erinaceus europaeus (western European hedgehog)
Lineage: Eukaryota; Metazoa; Chordata; Mammalia; Eulipotyphla; Erinaceidae
Gene: ACVR1B
Product: activin A receptor type 1B
Exons: 9
Coding region: 137-1654 (505 amino acids)
Biological process (GO): protein phosphorylation; nervous system development; activin receptor signaling pathway
Cellular component (GO): activin receptor complex; plasma membrane
Molecular function (GO): activin binding; ATP binding; activin receptor activity, type I
Source: RefSeq, a predicted model, not a curated record